AAUUCUGGCCCACUCCACACCGCCACCAUUGAUCGACCUAUAAAAUUGAAAUCGUCGUUACCCUAAAACCCUCCAACCCUUCUUCUCUCUCAGCCGUCAGCGACUGCCCUCUGUGAACUACGGAAAAUGCCUUUCAAGCGCUACGUUGAAAUUGGACGGGUCGCCCUGGUCAACUACGGGAAGGAGUAUGGAAGGCUUGUCGUCAUCGUGGACGUCAUCGACCAGAACAGAGCUCUCGUCGAUGCUCCCGAUAUGGUGAGGACUCAGAUGAACUUCAAGAGGCUGUCGCUCACUGAUAUCAAAAUCGACAUCAAGAGGGUCCCCAAGAAGAAGACCCUCAUUCAAGCUAUGCAAGAAGCUGACGUCCAGGCUAAAUGGGAGAAGAGCUCUUGGGGGCGGAAGCUUAUUGUCCAGAAGAAGCGGGCUGCACUUAACGAUUUUGAUCGGUUCAAGCUCAUGUUGGCCAAAAUCAAGAGAGGUGGACUGAUAAGGCAGGAGCUUGCCAAGCUGAAGAAGGAGGCCACUUCUUAAGUUUCAAAUCCUUGAGUUUCCCUAAAUUUUGUUGGUCGAUAUCCAUGUUAUUCUGAUUUUGACCACUUGGUCAUUUUCCUUUUAAAUUGGACCGAGUUGUAAUGGUAGUUUAAGGUGAAUUGUUUUGGAAAUGUUGAACGCAUUUAAAGGGAUAGCUUCUCUGUUUCAUCUGUCCCGUUCCUUCUUUUAUUAAGACUAUGGGGUGUCCCAAGUGCGAAAGA
Punica granatum (pomegranate) is the source of this 752-nucleotide messenger RNA. Lineage: Eukaryota; Viridiplantae; Streptophyta; Magnoliopsida; Myrtales; Lythraceae. The record is from RefSeq and is a predicted model, not a curated record.